Molecule: messenger RNA, 3270 nt
Organism: Sebastes umbrosus (honeycomb rockfish)
Lineage: Eukaryota; Metazoa; Chordata; Actinopteri; Perciformes; Sebastidae
Gene: ift81
Product: intraflagellar transport 81 homolog
Exons: 18
Coding region: 740-2770 (676 amino acids)
Biological process (GO): intraciliary transport; cilium assembly
Cellular component (GO): cilium; intraciliary transport particle B; centrosome
Molecular function (GO): tubulin binding
Source: RefSeq, a predicted model, not a curated record
AAUCCGUCCAAAGUUCACUGUGUUGCAACAUGACGCCUGGUGGAGAUAUACCGCCAUCUGACGGCUCAAACGUUCAGCCUGACAGUCAGGACAGGACAGGACAGUCAGGACAGGACGCUGAUGCGUUCAAAUACAACGAGGUGCAUCUCCUCAACAAAACUAUAUAUUGAUACACGUGUCUGAUAAAAUACAGCAGUAAGUCAGUUUACUUCAUUUAGCUGGUAGGUAUUGAACCUGAUGAAAUUCAUAAGAUUCUAGUAAGAAAUAAUGAUAAUUCAUUAAUUAAUAAUGAUACCUAUAGUUAUAUUAUUUUAGGACGCAUUUUUCGACCAUAAAGCACAUACGGCAGAGUUUUCAUCAACUUUUGUACUCUUCGGUGUGUUGAAUUAAGCGAAAAUCAAUCUGCGCACAUUUAGCGCAACACAGCUCUCUUAAACACACUGUCGAAGCUACUUCCGGUUAGCAACCAAUCCGCGAUGCUUCUGGUUUCCAUGGAACUGCUGGUGACAACAGACGCUGCCUUCUACUCGCAGAACUAGCGAACUAUUCCUAUCUAUUAGCCUACUGUAGUCUAUAGCAUUAGUCACCAGGAGGUCGGCUGGGUGGAUUUCUUUGGUUUCUUUGCAGGUUGGGUUUCUUGUUAGUCGACGUCAAAGAGCUAAACUAAGAUCAGAUAGUUAGCUCAACGGUAGGGAGGACUCGUUCAUUCAGUGCCUCUUAUUUAACGGUAUCGUUGAAGAUGAGCGAACAGCUGAAAUUGAUCGUUGAACAGCUCAACAAGGAGCCGUUCAGGAGAAACUUUAACCUCAUCACGUUUGACUCCCUGGAGCCCAUGCAGCUGCUGCAGAUGUUGAAUGAUGUUCUGGCUGAAAUAGACCCAAAGCAAGCUCUAGACAUCCGAGAAGAAAUGCCUGAACAAACCAUAAAGAGGAUGUGUGCUUUGCUGGGGAUGCUGAAGUACAAACCUCCUGGCAACCUCUCUGAUGUGAGUAGCUUCAGACAAGGCCUGGUGGCUGGCAGUAAGCCGGUGCUCCACCCCAUCCUCCACUGGCUGCUCCAGAGGCUCCCUGAGCUGAAGAAAAGGGCUUAUCUAGCUCGCUUUCUAGUCAAACUGGAGGUGCCUGCAGAGUUUCUGCAGGAUGAUGUUAUCAAUGACACCUUGCAACAGUAUGAAGAGCUGGUGGAAGGUUUUAAGACGUAUCACAAGGAGUGUGAGCUGCUGAGGACUUCAGGCUUCUCCACAGCAGAAAUCAGAAGGGACAUUAGUGCGAUGGAGGAAGAGAAAGACCAACUCAUCAAACGUGUGGAGAGGCUGAAGAAGAGGGUGGAGUCAGUGUCCAACCAUCAGCGGAUGCUGGAACAGGCCAGACAGCUGCGAGUGGAGAAGGAGAGAGAGGAGUCACUUACUCACCAGAAGCAGGAACAGAAGAACCAACUGUUCCAGGCAGAGCAGAGACUGCAGAGAUCGCAGCAGCAGUUGAAGGAUUUGCGACAGGCAGCAGCAGAUGCUGAUCCAGAGGGCUUGAUGAAGAGGCUUGAAGAGGAGAUCAAGAUCAACACCUAUAUGGUCUCUGAGAAACUCCCCAAAGAGCUGGAGGGUAUGAGGCGUACCGUGCGGUACCUGCAGAAAACAGCAUCAGAGCCUGCCAUGGGCCAGGCCGAUCUGCAGGAGCUGGAGGACAAGAUUAAAGAAGUUGAUUGUCAGAUAAACCAGCUGAUUGAGAAGAGGAUGAUGAGGAAUGACCCUAUGGAUGACAAACUGACCCUUUACAGACAACAGGCCUCCAUCAUCAUUCGAAGGAAGGAGUCGAAGGCGGAGGAGCUUCAGGAAGCGAGGGAGGAGCUGGCUGCAGCAGAGAGGGAGCUGAGGCAGAGGAGCAGCCAGGCACAAGCCUCGGAUGGGGGAGAGGUCAUCCGGGCCGAUGAGCUGAAACGUUUGGUGGUGAAAUUGCGCAGCAAGGGAACAGUUCACAAGAAGCAACGUCAGGAAAUUGCUGAGCUGAAAGCAGAAUAUGGAGUUCUGCAACGAACAGAGGAGAUUCUCAAGCAGAGACAUGAGACCGUCCAACAGAAACUGCAAACUGUGGAAGCUGAGAAGGGCAUCUCUGGCUACAGCGACACUCAGGAAGAGCUGGAGAGGGUGUCGGCCAUCAAGAGCGAGCUGGACGAAAAGAAGGGCCGCACACUGGAUGACAUGUCUGAAAUGGUGAAGAAAUUAAACUGUAUGAUAGUGGAGAAGAAGUCGGCUCUAGCACCCAUUAUAAAAGAACUGAGGUCACUGAGGCAGCGAUGUCAGGAACUAAGCCAGGAAUAUGAGGAGAAGAAGGCGCAGUAUGAAAGUUGUACUGCUGGUUUGGAGAGCAACAGAUCUAAACUGGAGCAGGAGGUGAAAGCAUUGAGAGAGGAGACAGCACAGGAGGAAAACCAAUAUCAUUAUAUCAACUCCAUGUCAGAGAUCACUGAGAUGCAAAUCCAGCGGGCGGCUGAAGAGAUGAAGGCCUAUGUGUCCUCUGAUCCACAAGAGAGGAAGAAGGCCAUCAGGGAAGUGUACAUGAAGAGCAUUUCAGAACAGGAGUUACUUGGCAAGAAGUUACGUGAGAAGCAGAAGAUGGUGAGGGAGAGCCACGGCGCCAACAUGGAGCAGAUGAAGAUGUGGCGUGACCUGGAGCAGCUGAUGGAGUGCAAGAGGCAGUGCUUCAUAAGAGCUCAGAGCCAGGCGUCUAUUGGUCAGGUGAUCCAGGAGGGAGGAGAGGAUAGGCUGGUGCUGUGAGGACUCGUAGAAGCAGGGUCAACUGCAGGUCACCCACAGUACUCUGACUACACACAAGUUCAACUUAAUACUCUCCAUCUUUUUACACUUCUAGUUAUUCUAAGUUACUGGACACCACAGCACCAGGUUGGUUUUGUUGUUCGUGGGGUUGAAAGGGAUCUUUUGUAAGAAGCACACCAGAACACAUGUGUCUGGAGGUGUUGCAGGACCUCUGGCCCCUGGACGCUCCAUUUAUUUCUCUUUUGCCACAUCUUUCAACAAUACGCUUCCAAUCAAAGUAUUGGCAGAUAACAGCAGACAAAGCGGUACACUCGGGAGGUGGCUGCGGUCAACUAUUUUUGGCAUCAACCACCAUGACCUUGGACAGGGGAAUUCACUGGGACCUCCAUUGCUUUGGACAGUGCAAAUGAAAUAUUUGAAGAUAAGCUUUGAUAUUUAAGAAAUACAUUGUUAAAUAUUUGGGUUUUCUAUGUAUUUCUAUUAAAUGUAUUUCAUAUUAA